AUGUCAUCUUUUUUGACAGGUUUAGCCAAGCCCAUGGGGCUUGUAGAAGGACCUGGGGGGCUUGGCCAGGGGGGAGCGCCUGCCACUCUGGGAGAAGACAGUCGUGAUGGAGAGGGAAAAUACGAGGAGUACGGCUACAACGCUCAGCUCAGUGACCGCAUUUCCCUCGACAGGAGCAUCCCUGACUACAGGCCUAAGAAGUGUAAGCAGCUGACUUACCCAGAGGACCUUUCUCAGAUCUCAGUGGUCUUCAUCUUUGUGAACGAGGCGCUGUCGGUGAUCCUGCGCUCGGUCCACAGCGUGGUCAACCACACACCGGCACACCUGCUCAAGGAGAUCAUCCUGGUGGAUGACAACAGUGACAGUGUGGAGCUGAAAUUCAACCUGGACCAGUAUGUGAACAAACGCUACCCGGGGCUGGUGAAGAUUGUGAGGAACAGCAAGCGGGAGGGCUUGAUCCGAGCCAGGAUACACGGCUGGAACGCCGCCACGGCUCCUGUCGUCGGAUUCUUUGAUGCUCACGUCGAGUUCAAUACUGGCUGGGCUGAACCCAUUCUGACCAGGAUGAAGGAGGACCACACCCGUAUUAUCCUGCCUGCCAUCGACAACAUCAAAUACAACAACUUUGAGGUGCAGCAGUAUGCCAACGCCGCCCACGGGUACAACUGGGGUUUGUGGUGUAUGUACAUCAUCCCUCCCCAGGAGUGGCUGGACAAGGGGGAUGAGACAGCCCCUAUCAGAACUCCUGCUAUGAUUGGGUGCUCCUUUGUGGUAGAUCGGGAAUACUUUGGUGAGAUUGGCCUCCUGGAUCCUGGCAUGGAAGUCUAUGGAGGAGAAAACAUCGAGCUGGGCAUGCGGGUAAGGCUGUGCAAUUAG
Molecule: messenger RNA, 876 nt
Organism: Menidia menidia (Atlantic silverside)
Lineage: Eukaryota; Metazoa; Chordata; Actinopteri; Atheriniformes; Atherinopsidae
Source: the annotation of a GenBank genome assembly